AUGUCUCUCAAGGUGAUCCUCGUAGCGUGUGUGGCCGCGGUGGCUUUGGCCGAUAAAGCUCCUGUGCAUCUACCACCUGUUUAUGUACCCACGUACCACGCUCCCGAACCAGUGUACCAUGCCCCUGCACACUACAAGGAGCCAGAGUACCCAACCGUCCCACCCAAGUACAACUACAACUACGGCGUCGCCGACGGCUACUCCGGCGCCAACUUCGGCCACACCGAUACCCCGUGUACUAAGGCUGUACCUUCACUCAUAUCUUUGCUAGACUUUUGCAUCUGCUGUGUCCAUUUUAAAUACACUCAGCACAGGCGAGUGACCUUGAACUCGUCCCAGCAGAGGAUGUGGACCACUAUAUAUACGGCUGAGACACUUCCUCGCCAUCAAACAUCAGCCAUGUCUCUCAAGGUGAUCCUCGUAGCAUGUGUGGCGGCGGUGGCUCUGGCCGAUAAAGCUCCUGUGCAUCUGCCACCUGUUUACGUACCCACGUACCACGCUCCCGAACCAGUGUACCAUGCCCCUGCUCACUACAAGGAGCCAGAGUAUCCAACCGUCCCACCCAAGUACAACUACAACUACGGUGUCGCCGACGGUUACUCCGGCGCCAACUUCGGCCACACUGAGUCCCGCGACGCACAGGCGAGUAACCUUGAACUUGUCCAAGCAGAGAAUGUGGGCCACUAUAUAAACGGCUGA
Penaeus indicus is the source of this 699-nucleotide messenger RNA. RefSeq lists its product as uncharacterized. The transcript has 8 exons. Gene Ontology annotation, cellular component: extracellular matrix. The record is from RefSeq and is a predicted model, not a curated record. Bases 1 to 699 code for a protein of 232 amino acids. NCBI's taxonomy places the organism in Eukaryota, Metazoa, Arthropoda, Malacostraca, Decapoda, Penaeidae.